AUGGCUCAGUGGCAAAGUCAGAUCAGCCGCCUUGGACGAGAAUCUGUAGCAGAUCUUCCUCGAUUUGCCUUCGGCCCCAACUGGGACAAGGACAUCAUUGAGUGGGUGGCGCUUUGGGGAACUGGCCUGGUGUGCUACCUGGCCGAUACCCAAUUCUGGUUCUGCCUGGGCUGCUCGGUGUUGGGCUUGCUCCUGGCCUUUCACCAGCGUGGCUGGCGCGUUCACCAGCUCCUGACGGAGGAUGCCUUGUCUGCCGUCCCGCAGCGCUUCGCGGAGCGAGUCCUUCUCGAAGCGCCGGAGGGACGGCAGCAUCGAGCUCGACUCUGUGAGGGCUCCGUGCCGCCUCCCCGUGCCACUGCCAAGUCCCAGUGGUUUCAGAAGUUCUUUCCCGACCUCUGGGACCGGAUCAUUGACUACAUGCGCUACGAAGACAAGUUGGAUGACUUCAUUAUCGGACAGAUGAAGUUCACGGUUGUGGGCGAAGGUCCGACCGUCUCGUGGGAAAGCGUCCACAGGCCGUUGAAGAGGCGGCAGCGCUUCUCACCACCACCGAUCUUCGAUGUCAUGAACUUUGGUCAAAGGAGUCUGGAGCGAGAUCUUGGCGUUCUGCCAACAGACACGUGGCCGUGGAGCACGGAGGUCCAGUGGCGACUCAAUGCCUUCGCACGCAACCUGGCAUCUGGGGACUUGCCCCGACCCUUCAUGACGCCUUACAUCCCAGGGCUCACGGUGCUGAUCCCUCACUAUGGCGAGCAGAUUCUUCUGACCAAAAAGGACCUCCAUCCCGACUUCGCUCCGCGGGAGGCACGGAUGAUGGGGAGGCGCUCCAGCCAGCUGGAGUUUACCACCACCAACUCUGGGGAGGAGGUGCCGCUGAUCUCAUGGCUCGAGAAGAGGUAUCACGAUGACUUUCUGGCCUUUACGUCUCGAACGAAGGGUUCAGACAGUACGUGGCCUGAUGCGGGAAGUCGGUGGGACCAGUACACGGACGAGGGCCACUGGACGAAACUCUGCGGUUGGGCUUCCAUGCGAUCACAGACCCUCUGGCGCACCGUGGUGGGUCUCAUGUACUACCUCCCUGCACUCGAGUGCUUCCACCAGAUGGUCGAGGAGAAGAACCGGGACUCUGCCAUGAAAUGGGACCCGAGCGAGGUCUUCACCUGCAUGGUGUCGAUGCAGAUGUAUGCCUUCUUUGAGGAGAUUCAGUAUUUGCACACCGAGAAGCUGCUGGAAAAGUUUCCCAGGAGCUUCCAGAUAGCCUUCAUUGACCAUGCGCUCAAAGGUGAUCGCGCGGGGGUGGACAAUGUUCACCCGAAACAAGAGCGACGCUACUACAGCUGCCUCAUUGACGCGAACUGUGAACACGAGGUCGACAACCCUCAGCGCCGGAAGCCGCGAUUGAAGAUCGAGCUCCCGGGCUUCCCAAUCCUUGGAGAUGGCAAGGGCGACAACCAGAACCAUGCGAUCAUCUUCACGCGUGGGUCGAUCAUCCAGGCCAUUGAUGCCAACCAGGGCGGAUACUUCGAGCAGAUGCUGCUGCUUCCCUGUGCGCUGGGGGAGUUCCGAAAACGUGACCGCAAAAUGGGAGGCCUCGAGCCGCGAAUCGUGGGCUUUGCAGAGCAUAUCACCAGCGACAUUGGCUCGCUUGGCGACUUUGCUGCUGGUGCCGAGACAGCCUUCGGGACUGUUCUUCAGCGGUCAUAUGCGCUCCUGGGGGCGCGGAUGCAUUAUGGACACCCUGACAUGAUGAACAAAGAGGUCAUGAUCCAGCAGGGCGGCAUCUCGAAAGCUACGAAGACAGUAAACUUGUCCGAGGACAUCUUUGCAGGGAUGGACCUCACACUGCGAGGCAAUGGACGCAACAUUGUCCACCGCGAGUACCUGCAUGUGGCCAAAGGCAGAGACCUGGGCUUCAACACAAUCCUCACCUUCUUUUCCAAACUCUCGGCUGGCACGGGCGAGCAGAUGUUGACGCGGCAGAUGGCACGGCUGGGGAACGAGCUGGCCCUGAACUCAGCAAUAGGUCUGUGA
Symbiodinium natans is the source of this 2031-nucleotide messenger RNA. Lineage: Eukaryota; Dinophyceae; Suessiales; Symbiodiniaceae. The record is from the annotation of a GenBank genome assembly.